AGGACUGCUCGACGGAAAGGCCGAAAAACACGCCUCCCGGCUCGCGCGCCUUCUCUCUUCGUACUCCCACGGUGGGAGAGAGCCUAGAGCAUUGCCGGUAGGUGGGGUCUGGCGAAGGUCUACCAUCGUGGGGGAGUGGGGACUCAUGAAUGCCAUCGGGCAUCGCGGGUGCGGUGUCGAAGGGAAUGUAAUCCACUUGGGUUUGGUUUAGUGAAAAUCCAGUCCUGGGCUUGGGAUUAUUUUUGUGGAUUUGGGCCUUGUAGAAUUUUCCGAUUCCAAAAUCCAAACCCAUCUUGCAGUUCCAAACUAUAGUUUCAAAUUGGGGCAGCCUCCAAAUCCGAAUGGAAAUAGCAGUUGUGGACUCUGCUAUUGCCGAUGAAUUGGUCCGGAAGAAGCAGGUAGGCGCUGCAAGGGAGAAAACACAAGGGAGAAUGAGAAAGGAGGGAGGGGCAGUUGCAGUGGACGGAGAAAGUCCGACAAAUUCUGCAGAGGACCAACAGGCUCCUGCGAUUCAACUUUCAAUGUUUGAUUCUUCAAUUGAGAACCACUUCAAAGCUAUUGAUACAAUUGCCCGGCUCUGCGGAGAGCCAGAGGGUGAUGCUUUUGAUGAUACUGAGAUCGAACGGCUUUCCUGCAAGAUCACUUUCCUAAGAGAAUGGAGGUAUUUUAAUUACAAACCAAGAGCCAUUAGGUUUGCUUAUGAAAUGGGAAGCCCUCAGGGGAAAGAUGUUAUCGGUGGGAUAAACUUAACUCAAUUUUCAUCUGCAACGGUUCCUCAUGGGAGGCUAUCUCUAGACAAGCCUGCUUCAGAGUUCAGCAAUGACUUUGUGUUGUAUGUUGGUGGCCCUGUUUGGGCUUUGGAUUGGUGCCCUAGAGUUCAUCAGAGGUCUGAAAGUCAAAUUAAAUGUGAGUUUAUUGCUGUUGCGGCUCAUCCUCCCGAUUCCUCUUAUCACAAGUUAGGUGUCCCACUCUCCGGUAGAGGUUUGAUUCAGAUAUGGUGUCUUUUAAAUGUCACUGCAGAGAUGGAAGAGGUGCAGCUUCCAACAAACAAGCGGAGAGGGAGACCUAAAAGGAUUCCUGACAUCAAGGAGAAAUUAACAGAACCAAAGAGGCCAAGAGGGAGACCUAGAAAGAAUCCAAAUGAACUGAAGAGGCCAAGAGGGAGACCUAGAAAGAAGCCAGUGAAUGAAAAUGAUCAAAUCUACGAACAACAAUUUGUUCAAGCUCUUUCUGUUGAACUCUCUAAAAAUUCAUCUGACUUGGAUGUUGUAGAUCAAGUUUCCUUUAAUGCCCUGGAACAUGCUGCCCAGAAGCAAUCUGGUAGAAAACGAAAAGAUCCCGGCCAAGUAGCAUCUGAAUCUAAAAAUAAGACGAAGAUGCAGUGUUUUAAUGAUGGUAAUUGUCUACCAUUACUGAUGCAAAAUGGGGACCAAGAAGCUUCUGUUUCAAAUCUUGAAUCAAGUUACAGCUUUGGACAGGAUCCUAUGAUAUCAAGUAGGAAUGCUGAAAAUAAUUUUUCCUUAGAAAUUUGCUCGGCUGAAUGUUCUAUUCCUAAGGAUCUUGCUUUACCAAGAAUCAUGCUGUGCCUAGCGCACAAUGGAAAAGUUGCAUGGGAUGUGAAAUGGCGGCCUUGCAAUUUAAAUGAUUCAGAAUGCAAGCCUCGGAUGGGCUAUCUUGCUGUCUUGCUGGGGAAUGGAUCUCUGGAAGUCUGGGAGGUUCCUUCUCCUUGCACCAUGAAACUCCUUUAUUCUUCUCAUGCAGAGGGCACCGAUCCUCGCUUUGUAAAACUGGAGCCAGUAUUCAGAUGCUCAAAGUUGAAGAACGGUGAUAAACAGAGUAUACCUCUUACAUUGGAGUGGUCAGUUUCAUUCCCCUAUGAUUUAAUACUUGCUGGAUGCCAUGACGGAACGGUUGCUUUGUGGAAGUUUUGUACAGGUGAUUCAUCUAAAGAUACGAGGCCUUUGCUUUGUUUCAGUGCAGAUACAGUUCCUAUAAGAGCUUUGGCCUGGGCUCCAGUUGAAAAUGAUCCAGAUAGUGCAAAUGUAAUAGCCACGGCAGGACAUGAAGGCUUAAAGUUCUGGGAUAUACGUGAUCCAUUCCGACCCUUAUGGGACCUCAAUCCAGUCCGGAGGAUCAUAUAUAGUUUGGACUGGCUGCCAAAUCCAAGGUGUGUUAUUUUAUCCUUUGAUGAUGGAACACUGAGGGUCCUCAGUUUGGCAAAGGCAGCAUGUGAUAUCCCUGUUACAGGAAAACCUUUUGUUGGGACACAACAGCAAGGAUUGAGCAGUUAUUACUGCUCAUCAUUUUCUAUUUGGAGUGUGCAAGUGUCCCGACGAACAGGCAUGGUUGCAUAUUGUAGUGCGGAUGGUUCUGUUCUCCAUUUUCAGCUUACAAACAAAGCAGUGGAGAAAAAUCCUUCGCGAUAUCGGGCCCCACAUUUUCUAUGUGGAUCACUGACGGAGGAGGAUUCCGCCCUUACAGUCAACACUCCGUUACCAGGUACUCCUUUCCCAAUGAAGCAAUCGCUCAAUGAGUGGGGCAACACCCCUAGGACAAUUCGUGGGUUCAUAUACGAGUCAAAUCAAGCAAAAAGAGCUAGUGAACUGAAAGGCAAUGGUCAAAAUUCAGAUCAACCUCUAGCCCUGUGCUAUGGAGAUGAUGCUGGGAAGGAAUUUGAGUCCGAGGACAUGUUAGUAGGUCCAGAGAAGAUGCCGAUGAAAGAAACCAAGAUGGAAGUUUUUCCUCCCAAGAUUGUAGCAAUGCAUAGAGUAAGAUGGAACAUGAACAAAGGCAGCGGGAGAUGGCUGUGCUCUGGGGGAGCAGCUGGAAUUUUAAGGUGUCAGGAGAUUGUUGUGUCAAAUUUGAUAAAAACUGGCAUGCAAAGAGAUGACGGCAGCUAAACAUUGUCUCACAUUUUAAUGGGCCAUGCCUACAUAUGUAUAUUCUUGUUGGGAUUUUAGUAUUCUGAAAUUCGAUUUUUUUUUUUAAAUAAAAAUUUAUUAUAAGCUUAUUUUCUGAAA
Malania oleifera is the source of this 3020-nucleotide messenger RNA. RefSeq lists its product as uncharacterized. The transcript is spliced from 15 exons. Lineage: Eukaryota; Viridiplantae; Streptophyta; Magnoliopsida; Santalales; Ximeniaceae. Gene Ontology annotation, cellular component: transcription factor TFIIIC complex. Gene Ontology annotation, biological process: transcription by RNA polymerase III. Bases 342 to 2900 code for a protein of 852 amino acids. Gene Ontology annotation, molecular function: protein binding; DNA binding. The record is from RefSeq and is a predicted model, not a curated record.